Molecule: messenger RNA, 789 nt
Organism: Sinocyclocheilus anshuiensis
Lineage: Eukaryota; Metazoa; Chordata; Actinopteri; Cypriniformes; Cyprinidae
Product: corticoliberin-like
Exons: 3
Coding region: 104-736 (210 amino acids)
Cellular component (GO): extracellular region
Molecular function (GO): hormone activity
Source: RefSeq, a predicted model, not a curated record
CUGCGCUUUACUGUGAUGUAUUUGAUCGAUUUUGGGGCGGAAACAACCUGGAAGACGCAAGCUACUAAAUGCGUGACACUUGUCGCUGACCGUGGCUAUAUAAAUGCAAACUCCAGCCUUCCUUUUAAGAAGUCCUAAAAGUAAUAACUUGGUAGGUAACAACUGGAAGACAGACGCACCUCGCAAAGUUCAAAAACCAUCCAAGGAUAUACCAAUUACGCACAGAUUCUCCACGCCACUUUUUGACAUGAAGCUCAAUUUUCUCGUCACCACCGUGGCUCUGCUCGUUGCCUUUCCACCACCGUAUGAAUGUAGAGCCAUCGAAAGAAGCUCCAACCAGCCAGCAUCGGACCCCGAUGGAGAGCGACAGUCGCCGUCGGUUUUGGCACGCUUAGGGGAGGAGUACUUCAUCCGGCUCGGUAACAGAAACCAGAAUUCUCCCCGAUCCCCAGCCGACAGCUUCCCCGAGACAUCCCAGUAUUCCAAAAGAGCACUGCAGCUCCAGUUAACGGAGCGUCUGUUGGAGGGGAAAGUUGGAAACAUCGGCCGCUUGGAUGGCAAUUACGCGCUCCGGGCGCUUGACUCAGUGGAGAGAGAGCGCAGGUCGGAGGAGCCGCCGAUUUCCCUGGAUCUGACCUUUCAUCUGCUACGAGAAGUACUGGAGAUGGCCAGAGCCGAACAAAUGGCCCAGCAAGCUCACAGCAACCGCAAAAUGAUGGAAAUAUUCGGGAAGUAACCAUGAGCAAACCCAUCAGCCAAAGAUAUUUUUACAUUUAGCACAAACAUGAA